GCAAGCUCAAAAAGUAAAGUCAUUAGAAUGCGUUUGAAAGACGGUGGAAUCCCUCAUUUCGUUUUGCUGAUAGUUGUUAUUGAUUGGCGAUUUCAUUGUUAGCAAAAUCAUUGUUUACAAAAAGGUAGCCGAGUAUUCGAAGGGAUGGGCCGAAUAUUGCCGUUAUAUGGGCAAUGUGAAAUGGUUGUUCUAUUCCGGAGAAAUAUAUGCGUUUGCCCGGACUGAAAGCAUUGCGGCUUACGGUGACAUUUUACAAGCGUUGGAUAGGGUUGUAGACGGUGUAAAAUAUGCAUUCGUUAGUUGGCCGCCUGGCUUGGCCCGUCCGAAGCAUCCGUCUUCUCUCCCGUUGUCGCCAUGACGACCAGUCACGUGACGGCGCCGCUAGAGGGAGCCGGCGCACGCUCCGUGCUACAGCACAUCCUGUCCCCCGCACACACACUCAAGCACAGCCAUGGCCGUCGUCUUAGCAUCUAAACCAUGUAUGAACCGUCCAAUACAGGUGAAACCGGCCGACAGUGAGAAUAGAGGGGAAGACCGGAAGUUGUUCGUGGGCAUGCUCAGUAAACAGCAAGCAGAAGAUGAGAUCAAGCAGCUAUUCGAACCGUUCGGAACAAUAGAGGAAUGCACCAUCCUCAGGGGUCCUGAUGGCCAAAGUAAAGGUUGCGCGUUUGUGAAAUUCAGUUCUCAUGCAGAGGCCCAAGCUGCCAUUAAUGCACUGCAUGGAAGCCAAACAAUGCCUGGAGCAUCAUCUAGUCUAGUUGUGAAAUUCGCCGACACAGAAAAAGAGCGACAGUUAAGACGGAUGCAGCAAAUGGCGGGAAAUAUGGGACUUCUCAAUCCAUUCAUGUUUAAUCAGUUCGGUGCUUAUGGUGCUUAUGCCCAGUUCGUACAACAGCAAGCAGUCCUGAUGGCAGCAGCGGCCCAAGGGAGUUACAUCAGUCCUAUGGCGGCAUUAGCGACGGCCCAGUUACCCCAAAUUGGAGCAGUACCGAAUGGUCUAACUAGUCCAGCUCUAACUCCAACGUCAGUUUACAGUGAUGGAGUUUUACACUGUGUACAAAUAUCGGACCCUUUGGACACUAUAGUGAUGACGGCUAACUCGAGACCAGCUUCGUCAGGUGCAGGGACACAACCAGUUAAUGGUGCUAUCCCUAACCUGCCUUCUCCUACCAUGCCAAAUUUUACAGUACCACAGGCCAAUGGACAAGCUGGUGAGGUAUAUGCUAAUGGCAUGCCACACUAUCCGCGUAAGUAGCCCUACUCCUCUAUCAAUUUU
Centruroides sculpturatus (bark scorpion) is the source of this 1276-nucleotide messenger RNA. Its product is annotated as CUGBP Elav-like family member 4. Gene Ontology annotation, biological process: mRNA splice site recognition; regulation of alternative mRNA splicing, via spliceosome. The transcript is spliced from 8 exons. Lineage: Eukaryota; Metazoa; Arthropoda; Arachnida; Scorpiones; Buthidae. Bases 452 to 1255 code for a protein of 267 amino acids. Gene Ontology annotation, cellular component: ribonucleoprotein complex; cytoplasm; nucleus. The record is from RefSeq and is a predicted model, not a curated record. Gene Ontology annotation, molecular function: mRNA binding.